UGAGUUAAUAGAAUUAUAAAUCGAAUAAAAAGAACACAUAUAUCCAUAUCAUGAAUCAGACCCACAAUUUCACGAAUCGUACAACAAUCCGUAUGACUUGAAGUUGCAAACCAAAGUAGUAGGAAAAAAUGUUAAUAAACAAAAAAAAAUCGAAAAUGAUUCUGAAAUUUGACAUAAAAAUCGAGUUGACCCUUCGUCAUUUUAUGACCUCACAAAAAUAAAUAACCAGACGUCAAAUCGUUCGGCCGUAGGAAAUUUUAUUACUAAAAAAAAAUAUAAAAUAAAAUGGACGAUUCGGAAAACGAAAAAAAGAAAACGUGGAAAGUUACUGUGGAGAAAAUGCGCGAAAGACUUAAGAACCACAUUGACGAAAACACAUUCGAAGGCAUAAGAGAGGAUAAGCUGUAUCACGGUCUAAAAUUAUCAACAUCUGUGACAAUGUUGGGAAAAUAUAUAGAAAUAUGUUACUGCAGUGAAUCACAGGAAUAUUUAGUACUGGAGCCACUGCAAGCAGUGUACAGGUAUUCGAUGCAAGGUAGACCAAUUCUGCCAUCUUAUACGCUGAGUAGCACAAUGGGCUUCACGAAGAUGAUCUGGUGCGACGUAGCAAGAUCGUUAGCCUGUUACUCGACGCACGAUGAUCUCCUCUGGAUCUUGACAGGAACCUUCGUGCUGUAUCAAAUAGUGAGAAACGAAUUUCGUAUUGAGAAUUUGGCAUACGAGCCACUUACGAACGACCUAAUUGUCAUUGGAGAGACUAAAGUCACGAGAUAUAAUUUGGAUCACAAAGAGCAGACUCUCAAUUCGUGGAAAACAAUGUGUUACGUUGACAGCGAACUUGGUCCAUUAUGGAAGAUCACAUGUUCAUCUUUGAUUCCGCAAAAUACAUCACUGUUAAGAAUGGCAGCUUCGUAUAUGACAACUCUGUAUGUCUGUCCGUUGGAAUCUGGUAAAGAUAAAGAAGACGGAGCGCCGGCCGCUUUUCUUGAAAGACGCAGUAACGCAACGGAUGCCACGAUUACCGGAUUGCUCUUUCACGUAACGUGUCAUUGGAUCAUAACGGGGGACCAGGCUGGGAACGUUACUGGCUGGAAUCUCAAAUUAGAAUGCAUGAUGUACUGCGAGGCUGCACACCGUGGGCAGGUGCGUGAAAUUGCGGCGCAUCCUUCGAUAUGCGGCUUCGUAACGUAUGCGGACGACGACGUCUUUCAAGUCUGGAGUUGCAACUUCCGAGACAAGAUGGAAACGUUCACGAGUUUUGGAGAAAUACGUGGAAUUGCCCUUAACGAAUCUGCAGCUGCAAUUGCCACUCUUGGUUCAAAAUUGAAUUGCUUUAGUAUGCAUCAGCUAUACAUCUUCUAUGCGCCGCUGACUCAUUUCGCGACUAUUCUGCAUUCAACAACCCAUCCAAUGCUUCCAAAGAGAAUAGUUGCGUGCAGCUAUGAUAACAUUAUCCGAAUAUUAUCGUCGCCUGCCGGAAAACAAAUUAACGUGCAAAUUUUGCCAAAGACACUCGAUGUUAUUUCUACGGCCUACAGCUACACCACGGAGAGGCUUUACACCAUCAUUUUGAAAACUGGUGAAAUUCUCGUCAGUAGCUCCAAAACGUAUCCAAUGACAUUCAGAUACGUAUGGAUAGAUAGCGGUCCAGCAAUCAGUUGCAUUGUUGCUUACGAGCAUUACGAAGAAAUUCGUGACUUUGAUUUGAAACCUCAAAAACCACGUGUGAUCCACGAUAUUUGCACAAUAAUUAUUGUUGGCAGAGUCGAUGGCUCUUUGGUGGUAAUUGAUAACACUGGAAAGCACGAUAGCACAUAUAGAGCUCAUAAUGGUCCGGUAAUACAAUUAUGGUCGUCUGUGUCAUCACGACAUAUCAUAUCAGUAGGUAGUGACAGAUGUGUCAAAAUAUGGCACGUGUUCCCUGACAUUUCACAACCAUUGGCAGUGGCGUCCAGUGUAUAUUAUACAAUACCAAUUACAAACGUGGUAUCGAUGGGAAAUAUUGUAUGCAUGGUAAGCAGCACUGUCAGACUUAAAACACACCAGCUAUUGAUGUAUGAUUUAACGGAAAGAAUCAGAUUGGAGCAUCAUUCGUUGAAGGAUCACACGAAAUUGAUAAUGGCUAUUUCCUCAUUGGAUUCGCUACAGAUAUGUGCUACGUCGUCAAUGGACAAUUCCAUUAGAAUUUGGGAUAAUCAGAAUAAUCUUUUAAAAAUAUUGGAAAUAAAUACAAAGGCAUAUACUAUUACGUUCUCUUCACUUCGUGGUGAUAUAGUCUUUGGUGCUGCUCGUCAUCUUUACAAAAUUCCCUAUGAAAAUUAUCUCUCUCCAAAAUUUCGAGCGCGGAUAAUUAUUAACGAAAUUCCUGAAGAUCCUGAGGAGGAGGAACUGGAAGAAAAUAUAGAGUAUGUAAUUUAUGACAACGAGGUAAAUCGUGCAUUGGCUUUGCAUCCCGUGAGCAGCACACCAUUGGGAUCGUUAGAUGUUAGGAAGGGUGACGUGCCAAGGUUGGAUUUAAUGAUUCAAGAACAUAUGUGUGACCAAUUUCGACAUAGAGAUGAGGAUAUUAUAUUAAUAGCUCAAGGAUUAAUUAAAAGGAAUAAAUUAAUAUUGAAUAAGGCACAAAUGAAUAGGGCCGUGUGGGAUAAAUAUAUUUCUGACUUGCUGGAAACUUCCCAGACUUCCAGUAAGGAUGUGACGCCACACAAUAUUUGGGGAUUCAUGAAGAAACAGUCCAACGUUAAAAAGUAUCACUCAAAACCUGGAAUAUUUCGAAUGUUAUACGGUAGGCUGUUUACGUUGUACAGGAGUAUUGUUAACUUAUUGUUUUACUCAAAUAAUUAUAUAUUGUUGAUAGGUUAUAGCAUGGAAAGAUUUUCUGAAUAUCCAGAUCGUAUACCGGAUAAUGUGGAACAUUCGGAUAUACCUUUAUUCGGAUUUUUACCGAAUUCUAUAGUGUAUACAAACGUUCAAGAAAAAGUUGUGAAACCAACGAAAUCUGUUGAGAUUGUACAGAAGAAAAUAAAAUAUGAAUAUCCUCCAGAAUUUUUGGCAUCGCUCAUGAAAGAUAAAGAAUCAAAUGAAACUAUCGUUCCAUUAACACUUUCGCAGUUGGUAGAAUUUGGAGAAAAUCUUACAAGCAUGACUGUGAUAUAGAAGAUUAUAAGAUUCCAUAAAAGUAUUAUUUUA
Cephus cinctus (wheat stem sawfly) is the source of this 3189-nucleotide messenger RNA. Its product is annotated as WD repeat-containing protein 97-like. The transcript has 17 exons. NCBI's taxonomy places the organism in Eukaryota, Metazoa, Arthropoda, Insecta, Hymenoptera, Cephidae. The record is from RefSeq and is a predicted model, not a curated record. Gene Ontology annotation, molecular function: protein binding. Bases 286 to 3156 code for a protein of 956 amino acids.